UGCAGCUUGGAGGUUACAUCGUUUUUCGUCUCCUUAUGGCUAUUUUUUCCGUUGCUGCGCUCUACGCAGCCGCUCUUCAUGGUGAGAGGACUGACACAGGGAUAUUGAACCAGUGGAAGUGGACUCAGCCAGAGGGGGUGUGUGUCUUUGGGCGUUCUACUGGAUGCUGCCAUGGUUGGAGGAAUGAGAGUGGCUUUUGCCAGCCUAUUUGUGUGAAGCCUUGCAUUAGGGGCAGCUGUGUCGGCCCUGAUGCCUGCUCCUGCCAAGAGGGCUACCAAGGCCAGCAGUGCAGUGAGGAUGUAAAUGAGUGUGGCCUACCCACAAGGCCUUGCUCUCACAGCUGUAUGAACACCAUUGGGAGCUACCGCUGUUACUGUGACCCAGGCUACUCCUUGAACAUGGACCAGACAACCUGUACGAAGGAGCCAAAAUGUUGGGCCUUGCGCUGCCAAUAUGGCUGCCAGAGUGUAGAGGGAGGUGGGCAUGGCUGCCUGUGUCCUCCAGGGCUCUCACUGGCUGCAGAUAACAGGACGUGCAAAGACAUAGAUGAAUGUGUGAGCUCACCUGAAGUGUGUCCAGUUCAUCAGACUUGUAAAAACACGUUUGGAAGCUUUGUGUGUGUCUGCAAACAAGGCUUCAUCCUCGGCACCCUGGACAACUCUAUCACAUGCAGAGAUCAGGAUGAGUGCUUGACUGGCAAACACCACUGCAGUCGGAAUGCACUGUGCACUAACACUGCUGGUUCCUAUCGCUGCCAGUGUCGGGAAGGGUUCUCAGGAGAUGGCUUCAUCUGCCUCAAGAGGAGAGCUGGCCAAUCACUCUCCAAGAUGUACUAUCAGUUCAAGCUGUCUAAAAGAACAGGGGCCAGACAUUACCGCCUCUGACCAAAGCAGCACAACAAUGCAUCACACUGGGGCUAGGAGGGUGAAGCGGUAAGCAAAAGGUCAUUCAGACAAGUUCAUGCACCAGGAGCUGAUUUUUGUCUUACCCAAACUGGCCCAGUGGAUUUCAGGUUUGGGACUGCUGACCAUCCUACAUUGUACUUGCUGUAGGCUGAGAUUCUGAUACCAGAACCUCAAGGACCUCAAAUAAACUGCUGAGCCAUUCUGAAGCCCUAAUAGCUGGUGCUUUAGACCUGAUCCCUGUAUUUAUCUGCUGCCUGUGAACAAAAGUGGACCUGACUUUGGACGUAGGCAGAUGGGAUGGUCACUGGUUUGUCAUUAGAUGUCAGUCAGUCAUUCAUUUGACACCCAUGCAGUCUGUCACUAUGGUCCCAUACAGCCCCCACAAAAAAAACCUUCUAAUGCUUCGCUUUUGAACUUCAAAGAUUAUAGAGAUUUGUUUUUACUCUUUUUUACACCAUUUUGAUAGACAAAUACGAUAUACUAGAAUUACACAGAUUUAAUUUAAUGUGAGAGAUGGAGUUUGUUUUACUAUUUGAUCUUAUUUGUGAAAACAUUCAGUUAAUAUUGUUUUACAUCUUUUCAUGUUGCUGUUGUCUUUCUGGAUGUACAUACAUGAUAUAAAUACAAAUAUUU
This is a messenger RNA of Sardina pilchardus (European sardine), 1538 nucleotides long. RefSeq names its product nephronectin. The transcript has 7 exons. Bases 36 to 884 code for a protein of 282 amino acids. NCBI's taxonomy places the organism in Eukaryota, Metazoa, Chordata, Actinopteri, Clupeiformes, Clupeidae. The record is from RefSeq and is a predicted model, not a curated record. Gene Ontology annotation, molecular function: calcium ion binding.